Messenger RNA from Klebsormidium nitens, 814 nucleotides. The record is from the annotation of a GenBank genome assembly. Lineage: Eukaryota; Viridiplantae; Streptophyta; Klebsormidiophyceae; Klebsormidiales; Klebsormidiaceae.
UUUUGCUCCUCGAAACACCAAUCCCUUCGACCAGUUCAACCUCUUCCCCUCGCCCAAGGACCGGAUGAUAUCGCUAUCGGUGAAUCGAAAGACGCAGCGCGCUUACUUUGUGACUGAUGCGCAGAGCAACAGUCUGGCGCUGUACCCGUCGACCUAUAGAGUCAGCUACAUAUCCGCUUUCAAGGGUAAAAACUUCACGGAAAUCUCCGACACGCCCGGCAAAGUGGGCUCCAUACAGGGCCCCAUGUGGUUCUCGGCUACAGUGGAUCUAGGCUUCGCCUGGCACGACAGCCUCGCCAGCCCUUCGGGCCUCGAUCUAGUUGCCUUCAACCCGGCCACCUGUCCUGGGGGCUACUUGACGUGCCAGUAUCUGUCCACACUUUGUAGCUGCCGACUCAACAACACCUCUACCAGCCCGCUCAUAUCGCUCACGCCCCAGAUCGGGCUCACCCCCUGCUUUGGCUCUUCUCAAACCCCCAGCAACAUCUCGCAAGACUUUCCCACGUGCCUGGUUCCGGGGUCUCCUCCUCUCGGCAAAUCGAGCCCCCCUCCGGCGAAACCCCCUCCCUCCAAAAUAAGCCCCCCUUCGGUGUUGCCCCCCCAGCAAAUCCGCCCCCGCUGUCUCAGCCCCCACCAAACGAGCUUCCCCCCCGCUUCCGCAACCCCCCCCAAUAACGUCCCUCCACCAGAAGCUGCAUCUCCCCCCCGCCGGCAAACGUCGCCCUUCAACCGCCGCCCGAACUUUGCCCCCCCCCUCCCGACCUCCUUUCCCCCCGCCGUACGGCAGCUUCGUCGGAGCUCAGCCGCCCCUUAA